UAUAUAUGCGUCUAGCGUAUGCUUGCAUGUGUGCGUGGCUGCGCCCACCACGAUACCUAUACGACAAUAAAGCAGUGCAUAACUAGCUACCGGUUGUUUCACUUGUGUCCUCGUCUACGUAUCUAACAGUGGCGACGAAUACCCACAUUUAAAAAAAAAAAAAAAGUAACAUGUCGACUGGAUUAUUUGGAAUUUUGACCAGUUUUGACCACAAUGGACAGGAGUGGAAGACAUACAAAAGUCGCCUGACACAGUGGUUUGUGGCAAACGACAUCACCGAUGUGACAGACGCGACUAAAACAAAGCGGAGAGCUAUAUUGCUAAGUGCACUCACGGAGGGUACGUACAGACUCGCUGCAGAUUUGGUUUUACCUAAGGAUGUACAAACGGUGCCCUACGACGAUAUCAUAAAUAGUUUGGAUACCCAUUUCAACCCUAAACAAGUUGGGUUCAGCGAGAGGCAUAAUUUCUACGCAGCGGUACAACGAGAAGGCGAAUCUCACUCGCAGUGGGCCGCGAGACUUCGUGGUCUGACGUCGCUUUGUGCCUUCAAUAAUGUGGAAGAAACGCUACUCGAUCGCUUUAUUAUGGGAAUGAGGGCUUGUUACGAAAAAGAAAAGCUCUACGCGCAAGAUUUGGCUGGCCUUACACUUAGCAAAGCUGUGCAGUACGCCGAGAAUGUUAGCACAGCGCGUGCAGCUGCCGCCGCCAGCGCGAGCGGAGCUGGCGCAUCUGCCGCGGGCGCCGCGGCGCGGGACCCGCUAUUAAAGAUUUCACGCAGUGCUAGUGCCAAGGGAUCGGCCGCUACAAAGAGUAGCCGUGUAGAAAAGCCUAAGUGUACCAUAUGCGGGUAUACCAACCACAAGACCGCGGAGUGUCAGUAUAGUGAUUAUGUGUGUAAGAAGUGUAACGUUAAAGGCCAUCUACGUAGGGUGUGUCCAUCAAAAGUGAAUUACGUAGACAAUGGAGCCGGAGACGAGGACUUCGGGGACGAUGUGCUCACAGGAUAAUAAUAAUGUAACUAACCGGAAACAAUUCGCAAUUGGCA
Messenger RNA from Cydia strobilella, 1048 nucleotides. RefSeq lists its product as uncharacterized. The transcript is spliced from 2 exons. Lineage: Eukaryota; Metazoa; Arthropoda; Insecta; Lepidoptera; Tortricidae. The record is from RefSeq and is a predicted model, not a curated record. Gene Ontology annotation, molecular function: zinc ion binding; nucleic acid binding. Bases 171 to 1010 code for a protein of 279 amino acids.